CAAACUACAUCCGGUUUCUCCCACUGCUAGCUACAGCUCCAGUGAAAACACUUACACGACAGGUAUAAGUGUUGUUUUUCUUUAUUCGUCUUUUGUAAAUGUAGUGAAAUGCUCGUCAGUCGCUGGUUUCGACUGUGUUCACUGUGUAGCCGUGUAGUUUACAGCAGUAACGUCGGUGGAAGAAGAGGAGGAUGGAGGACACUGACAGGACACACAAGUUUGAGAUAUGCUAACAUCACACAGGUGCAUCACUGGGGUACAGUAGUAUCAAAACGUCUCUGUUACAGUGAUGUGGGGGAGUUGUACAGGAAUGAGUCUGUUCAGAGGUACCUUCAGCAGCUCAUGGAGGAGUACAGAGACAUUAGUAAUAGAUUACAGCAUGCAUACCUCAACGAGUCAGACAGAAAAGCGCUUAUAAAGAAACACACAGAGCUGCUGCCUCUAGCAAAUAUAUUUGGUAGUAUUGAACAAGCCCGGAAAGACCAUGAGGAAGUCCAUUCACUACUACAUGGUUCAGUCAGUACCAGAGAUGAAGAUGAACAACUAACCCAGCUGUUAAAAGAGGAGGAAGCACAAAUCUCCAGCAAGAUUGCAGCCUUAAGAAAAGAUUUGAUUAAAGCUCUUGUGCCCAUUGACCCUCUUGACUCCAGUAAUGUCCUGCUGGAGAUUGUAUCAGGACGAACAACAGGAGGUGACAUCUGUCAGCAAUUCAACAGAGAAAUGUUUGACAUGUACCAGGGUUUUGCCUCUUACAAGAACUGGGACUUUGAGGUUUAUAACUACACACCUGCUGAGUAUGGUGGUUUGCACCAUGCAGCAGUAAGAAUAGCCGGGGACAAUGUAUACAGAUAUCUGAAGCAUGAAGGAGGAACACACCGGGUGCAAAGGAUUCCUGAGGUGGGCCUUUCCUCCAGGAUGCAGCGUAUCCACACAGGAACCAUGACUGUCAUUGUCCUGCCUCAGCCGGUGGAGUUUGAUGUCCACAUUGAUCCAAAGGAUCUUCGCAUCGACACAUUCAGAUCUCGGGGUGCUGGCGGCCAGAGCGUCAACACGACAGACAGCGCAGUGCGCAUUGUUCAUCUCCCCACUGGCAUAAUGGCAGAAUGUCAGCAGACUCGCUCUCAGCUGCAAAACAGAGACACUGCCAUGCGUAUGCUGAAGGCCCGGCUCUACCAGAGCAUGAUGGGUAAAGAGACUGAGCAGAGGCAUACGGCACGAAAGCAGCAGGUGGGCACACGUUCUCAGUCAGAGAGGAUUCGCACCUACAACUUCAGCCAGGAUCGUGUCACAGACCACAGGACGGGAUAUGUUACUAGAGAUAUUAAGGAGUUCAUGAGAGGAGGGGAGGCUCUCGACGACCUGAUCUCUGACGUACUCGAAUGCGCUGAGAGGGAGGCUCUUCUGGAGAUGGUGGAGAGCAGCAGCACCGGCAGCAGCAAUCUGAAACAACCAGAGUCUGGACAAUCUGCAGACUGACACCCAGCACAGCCUACUGUCAACUGGACUGAACAUACAGUAUGUUGUUUAGUGGAUGGUUUUCUCCAACACAGCGUACCAGUGCUGAAAAUAUUAAUAUUACAAUUUAUGUGUGUGAAGCAGUCACAUUACAAUGAAAGACAAACUACAACCACCACUCCUAAAUAAGAGGCUUUAUUUUUGUAAUAAAAUAUUAAAUUAUA
This is a messenger RNA of Lates calcarifer (barramundi perch), 1679 nucleotides long. It is a transcript of the gene mtrf1, whose product is annotated as mitochondrial translational release factor 1. Bases 109 to 1476 code for a protein of 455 amino acids. The record is from RefSeq and is a predicted model, not a curated record. Lineage: Eukaryota; Metazoa; Chordata; Actinopteri; Centropomidae. The transcript is spliced from 9 exons. Gene Ontology annotation, biological process: translational termination. Gene Ontology annotation, molecular function: translation release factor activity.